AUGUGUAUGGGGCGCGCGAAGCAAAUCCUUGUUUUGAACACGCUAGUUCUGUAUCUCGAAAAAAUGUUGUUCAAUUCAUUUCACCGGCAUAAGGAGAUUGGGAAUGCGAAAUCCCAGAUCAAUCAAGCGGAAGAUCAAAAGGACAGCUUGAAAAUCGCUGAGCCAUCGACUUAUAGCCAGCCAGCAAUCCAAUCAAUCCCGUCAACGGCAACUGAAACCUUCCAGCCAAAAGACCUAUGGCAAACUGCCUAUGACCAGCUCGAUGAGGACCUGCAGCAGAUUUUGUUAUGCACCCAAAGCUCUACUGAAUCAAGUGAUCAGAAAGCUGGCUCGAGAGAGCUGGUCGACGAGAUCAUCCAGGUGACAAAACAAAAAUACGAGGAAUACCAGCGGAAGUCAGAUCAGACACUUCGAAAGACUUCGCGGUAG
Penicillium taxi is the source of this 429-nucleotide messenger RNA. RefSeq lists its product as uncharacterized. Lineage: Eukaryota; Fungi; Ascomycota; Eurotiomycetes; Eurotiales; Aspergillaceae. The transcript is spliced from 2 exons. The record is from RefSeq and is a predicted model, not a curated record. Bases 1 to 429 code for a protein of 142 amino acids.